This is a messenger RNA of Ectocarpus sp. CCAP 1310/34, 3588 nucleotides long. The record is from the annotation of a GenBank genome assembly. NCBI's taxonomy places the organism in Eukaryota, Phaeophyceae, Ectocarpales, Ectocarpaceae.
AUGUCUGCGUCGGACAGCGGUUCCGUCGCAGGGCUGGGGGAAGAGACCUCAGCCACGCAACAGCAACACGCCGAGGAUCCGGCGAUUGCGAGGCUGGAGGGCCAGUUAUCGCAACUGAUGAGCGUAGUGAUGGAGUUGAAGAGGAAGGAGCCUGGUGACGCCGUGGCGGGCGAUGCCAGUAGGGGCAGCGGUGCUGCCGUCCCAAGCCAGAGAGAGGCUCUGCCGCCUGGGGGCGGCGGGGCAUUUUCCCGGGAAACGGCCCGUGAUGGGCGAAAUCACCCGCGGGAAAGCAGCUGGGACAACAUACCGGGAGCGAGUCCUGGGGUUCCAGCGAGAGUGACGACUGGCUGGGCAAGUAGAUCGGGAGCGAAUCCUGUGGGGCCAGCCGGAAUGAGCCCGGGCGUAGGACCGGACCGCGGGGAAGCGAGGGGGUUAAGCCCCCAAGGCUUGGACGGGCAGCUUAUCGGCAACGCCGAGAAGCACGCACCCGUCGGUGACCCAAACAGGCCUAGCUCGGAGCUGUAUAGCUUGGGCUACACAAGUGAUGAGGUUCAGAGGGGCCUCCAGGCGUUCCACUUUGUGACUACAGCCAUCGUCCGAGAAGCCGACAAGGCAAUCGUGAACAAAUGCGAGACCGCAAAGGAAAUUCUUGCGGAACUCGACAAAGUACACAACCCGGAGUCGCAGGGCUCGAAACAAGCCCUCAUGAAGAAGAUGUUUCGAUUCACGAUCCCCGCACACAGCAACAGCAACCCUGUCGAGCAUCUAUACACGCUCGAGCUGCUGUACUCACGACUGCGGGAAAAAGGGCUCAACGCUGACACACCCUUUGUUCUCGCACACUUUGUCGAUGCCCUUCCACCCGAGUACCAACAAGCCAAAUUCUUGUUGGAGACGGCUACAACUCUGGACCGGGGCGAGAUAAUCAGGGUCGUCAGUACCGUGCACGCGAGCCUCCCGGAGGGGAGGAGGGCCACGAAGGGCCAGCGGAAGGCGGAGCAUGCUUUCCUCGCGAGCGACGGUGGCAACAGGGGCGGAGCGCCCGGCCGCAGCAGCGGCGGCCACAGCAAGGGCGGCGGCGGCGGUGGCAGCCAGAAGGGGAAAGGGGGUGGUCGCAAGGGCGGUGGUGGUGGCAACAGCGGCGGAGGCGGCGGCGGUGCAGGUAGCAUGCACGGCCGCUGCUUCCGGUGCGGAGAGAAGGGUCACCAGGCGGCCGCCUGUACCAAGCCGGAGCCCCUGCGAUGCGAGAAAUGCCUGGGCUACGGACACGACAAGAGCAAGUGCUCGUCCGAGCAGGCGGUGCUCGCGGUGGAGCUGCCGGUCUUGGACGCCACCGCACUGGACGUGGCAGAGGAGGCGCUAGUGGUCCGUGACUUCACAGGCGAGUGGAACAGAGUCGUUGAUCGAGGGGGUGUAGAGCAGGCCAGGCAGGAAAGGUUUGUGGCCGAUACCGGCGCAACCAACCACAUGUUCCCGAGCGCUAACGCGUUCGAAAACUACCAUGAGUGCGAUCGACGUUUGAGUGUCGCCGCAGGGAAGCAAGCCUUCGCCAUAGUAGGCUACGGCGACGUGAGGGUGACCAUCGGUUCUCGCGUUGGGACCACAGACCUGCUGUUGAAACGGGUCGCUCAUGUGCCGGAGCUGAAUUACAACCUCGUGUCCCUCACAGCCCUUUUGAAGCAAACCAAGGGCCGCUUAGCCGCAGACGAGCGUGAGUUGGAGGUGUUCGUUGGUGGGGGGGAGUCGGUGUACUUCCCUCUAUGGGGGGACCUGUUCGUUCAGACUGGUCACCGCAUAGACUCGGGUAGGGAACUAGCCUGUGCCAUAAUUGCUCCUGGUAACGCGAAAGCGAACCGCACCCCCGUUGACAUCAACGACUUCCACUGCGCGCACGGCCACUCCCACGAGGUGCUGCUGAAGAACACGGCGAAGCAGCAAGGGGUGACGCUGGUGGGCCAGCUCCGGGAGUGCAUGGGGUGCUCGACGGCAAAGGGGCUAUCCAAGCCCAUCCCCAACAGGACGUCCACCCGUGCACCGCUGCCUCCCAUUGCAGAGGAGGACGAGGAGCUCACGACUGGGGAGCACGAGGGCGGGGAGGGUGCGUCAUGCCACGGUGGAGGGAGGGCGGAGGGAGAACCUGAGGAUGGAGGUUUCCACCUUGACACGACGGCAAACCCGGGGCCCGCGGAGCCGCCCGCGCGUGAUGCGCCGGCGGCGCCGCCGGCCGCGCCCCAGGAGUCGGGCGCGGGCGACGCUGGCGAUGGCGCCCCCUCGAGCAGGGAGGGCGCGAGCGUCGCCCCAUCUACCACGUCGACCGGGAUGGCCGAUGUGGGCGGCGGCGAGGACGACCGUCGCAGCAGCAGCAGCCGCGGUAGCGGCAGCAGCAGCAGCAGCAGCAGCAGCAGCAGCAGCAGCAGCAACAGCAGCGGUAGCGGCAGUGACAGCGGCAGCGACACGGACAUCCCGGCCCUCCGCGGGCCCGAGGGACGGAAGCUCGCCCGCUUUGGCGAGCCGGCGGAGCUCACCAGCCGCCGACUCAGGGAGAACCCUCGCCGGAACAUGAGGUACGAGUCGUCGCCGUCGCCAACGAGUGCCGAAGGCCUGCUCGCCCGCCAUGCGUCGGAGGCGGGGCUGCCCAUCCUGCCCAUCAACAGCACGACGGAGCACACCCACUGGAUGAUCGCGUGUGUGGUCGACGUGGUGGAAGAGCUAGAGGCGAGGGCGGUGCAAGCGCUGCUGUGCGAGCGCGCGGAGGAGGCCAACAUCGCGCGCCAAGAGGCAGAGGACUUCCUGCUGGGAGCGGAGGACCUCGUGCUCAACUCUCCAGACGCCUUCGCGAGGGCCCUGGCGUCGACCGAGCUGAGUACAGAAUCCCCCAUAGGCAAGCGACCGAAGCGGGAUGACGAGAGUGGAGGGGAAUGGCCGGUGAGGGAGGCCAUCGGCAGCAUGAUGUGGGUGUCGACGUUCUCGCGCCCGGACAUCUCGUUCGCCGUGCGUGCGGUAGCGCGCCAUGCCCAUGCCCCUGCCGAGAGGCACUGGAAGGCGAUCGUGAAGAUCCUCGCCUACCUCAAAGAGACGAGGGACCUCGGGAUCACCUACGAACGGGGAUCGGGGUUGGGGCUGGCGGUGUACGUGGACGCUAGCUACGCCGACGCUGAGGAUAGGCGUUCGGUGUCAGGGCUGGCAACAACGGUUGGAGGGACCGUCAUCAGCCACGGUAGCAAGACGCAAGCUAUCGUAUCUUUGUCGUCUACGGAGGCAGAGUACAUUGCUGCCGGGGAGGGUGUGAAGGAAGCUUUGUUUGUGCGUGCAGUGCUUUCGUUUAUUGCCCCAGAGACCAGUGGCAGCAGCAUUCAGGUCCUUGAGGACAAUCAGGGGGCUAUGGCUUUGGUGCAGAACCCCCUCAGCUCAGCGCGUAGCAAGCACAUCGACGUGAGGUACCACUUCAUUCGUGGAUUGUUCAGGUCGGGGGACAUCUCGAUCAAGUUUGUGUCGACGUCGGAGCAGCAUGCCGACAUGCUUACCAAGGCUCUUAGCAAGAGCAGUCUGCAGUACCACCGGCGCAAGUUGAUGAAUUUGCCGGAGUAG